This is a messenger RNA of Nematolebias whitei (Rio pearlfish), 4398 nucleotides long. It is a transcript of the gene gatad2ab, whose product is annotated as GATA zinc finger domain containing 2Ab. Gene Ontology annotation, biological process: negative regulation of transcription by RNA polymerase II. Lineage: Eukaryota; Metazoa; Chordata; Actinopteri; Cyprinodontiformes; Rivulidae. Gene Ontology annotation, cellular component: NuRD complex. The record is from RefSeq and is a predicted model, not a curated record. Gene Ontology annotation, molecular function: sequence-specific DNA binding; zinc ion binding. The transcript is spliced from 11 exons. Bases 159 to 2093 code for a protein of 644 amino acids.
GUGGUGGCUCAUUACAUUAUCUGGCAACCGGAGUGGCAGCGGACAGAAGAGAGGGGAUCCCCGGGAUUUUUUACGCAGAAGCCAGCUAAAUCCAUCAAAGAAGUGAAAAUUGCAGGGGAACUCGACCAAGCUCCCCCUGUUCUCCGUUGAGAGCAGCCAUGUCGGAAGAGGCCGUGCGUCAAACGCGCAGCCAGAAGCGAGCUCUGGAGAGGGACCAUGCAGUGCUUGCUGGUUCCUUAGGGGACAUGGACUGUAAACGGGUAAAGCUGGAGAGAGGUGAUGCAGCUGGGACCCCGCUGGCCCUCGUGGGAUCUGGGGCUGAGGGAAUCAAGCUGAAGAGUGAGCAGGCUGCUAAGGUAGCAGCCAACAUCCUAAAGACUGGGGAAGUAAAAGCUACCAUCAAGGUGGAGUUGCAAGCUGGAGAUGAACCUGUUGACAUGAGCACAUCCAAAAGUGACAUUAAAAAAGAGCCACAGCCUCCUUCACCAGAUGACGUGAUUGUGCUAUCCGACAACGAGCCCUCUAGCCCCCUCAUGAACGGCCACUGCUUCACCAAGACGGACACAGAUAAACUCAUGAAAAGUUUACCCGAGGAAAGGGAGCGCAUCAUAAAACAGCUGAAGGAAGAACUAAGACUCCAAGAGGCAAAACUUGUCCUCCUCAAAAAACUACGACAGAGCCAGAUUCAGAAAGAGAGCUCAGCUCAGAAGCCAUCUGGCUCUGUGGCUACUCCACCCCCUCUAGUGAGAGGUAACAUGACAUCAAGUAAAGGACCCCUUCAGGUGACGGGUCGUAGCUCAGGCACAGUGAUCCCCCCACCCUUGGUGCGGGGUGGGCAGCACGUCUCGUCAAAACACAACUCUCAGAUUGUUAUGCCACCUCUGGUCAGAGGAGCCCAGCCUAUUGCCGUGACUCCCCAGCAGAUUGCAAGUCUACGUCAGCAUCAGCAGCACAGCGGGUCAGGUCCUCCUCCACUGUUGCUGGCUCCCAGGGCUUCUGUGCCCAAUGUCCAGGUCCAAGGCCAGAGGAUCAUACAGCAGGGGCUCAUUCGUGUGGCUAAUGUGAACAAUAGCAAUGUCAUGGUCAACAUCCCUCAGACUUCUUCAACGAGCCUUAAAGGCUCUUCAGUCUCACCAAACUCCAGUGUCAACGAUUCUCCAGCCAGCAGACAGGCAGCUGCCAAACUAGCGCUGCGUAAACAGCUGGAGAAGACACUGUUAGAGAUUCCUCCACCUAAACCGCCUGGACCUGAGUUCAACUUCCUGCCUUCUGCGGCUAAUAAUGAGUUCAUCUACUUGUUGGGGUUGGAAGAGGUGGUGCAAAAACUUCUGGAGAUGCAUGGCAGAGGAAAUAUUGGUCCGGCUGCCUCAAUGGCCAGCUCAAUUCCGAAAGAGCCAUUCACCUGCGCCCAGUGCAAGACGGACUUUACCUCCCGCUGGAGAAAGGAGAAAGCUGGCUCCCUCCUUUGUGACCAGUGCAUGUCAUCCAAUCAGAAAAAGGUCCUGAAGGCUGAGCACACCAGUCGUCUUAAGGCAGCCUUCGUUAAGGCACUCCAACAAGAGCAGGAGAUUGAGCAGCGCAUCCUCCAGCAGGCAGCCUCUUCCUCUGGCUCUAAAACCACCUCAUCCUCCUCUCCCUCGAUGUCUAAAAGUGACGUGUUGGUGUCACAGCAGUACAAGCAGGUCAGAGCUGACUUGCAGCACAGAUCUGUGCACCACUCCACUAUUAAACAGAGCCAGUUGUCCCACAGCAUCCAGUCUGCAGUGAGCGCUCGUGGUAUAGCCCACACCUUCACCUCCUCUCAGCUGCAGAAUGCAGCAACAGCAGCUGCAUUAGGCAGUAGAUCAGGGAAGCAUGCUGCAGCUCUUUCUCUGCAACACGGGGCAAAGGUCAGUGCAGGCAGCAGCGGUAACCAGGGCAACCUGGCAGCCUGGAGGAAGCAGAGUGGUGGAAAUGCAGGAGUGACUAUGGCCUAUGUGAACCCCAGCUUGUCUGGUCACAAGACCACUUCGGCUGUUGAGCGUCAGCGAGAAUAUCUGCUGGACAUGAUUCCCUCCCGUUCUAUUUCCCAAGCUGCAAACACAUGGAAAUAAUGCAAUCUUACUCCCUAUUGACGUCACAACUCUUAGCUUUCUUAAUAUCAGUAACAACCAUUCUCAUUAUCAUUCAGAUCUUUUCUAUGAACUUUGCCUCUGUCAACAAUGGUCACUGGGCAGAAUAAGAUUUGUGUUUUUCUUACACCUACUUAUGAUGUUUUUUUCCCCACAGACGUCCUCAUUUGAAUCUUUUCUAAACUGAAGCUGUACUACAGCUCCAGAGAUACAAUGUUGAAUAAAUUAUGGCUACCUUUUCAGAAGGUUGGUAUUGGUGUGUGUUAUUUCCACACAUCUGCAGCAAUGUUGCCGCUCCCUUUUUGUUUAUUGCUUGAACCUUUCAAUUGCACCAAGAGGAAGUUGCCACACAAAUGCCCAAGCUUUCCUUCUUCUGGAACAGGCAGGGAUAAAAACUGAUCUCUAUAGUAUAUUUGUCUCACCUCCUGCCCUCUCCAGUCUGAGCCACUCAGACCCCGGCCUGUGUCGGCCUAACUGAACUUAAUGGAGGACCUCAGCACAAGGACUGUAGAGCUUCAAGGGACGUCCAUAAAAUAUUAACUGCUUCAGCUUUGCAAAAAUUAAUGACAUUUUAAAAAGGACUGUAAAAAAAAAAAAAAGAUCUCUAUCUGCACACAGGCCGCCUCUUCUCAGCAACCUUCAGUGUGCAUAUUAGAGCAGAUGAUGUGUGUUGGAUUACUUUGUAUGGCUGAAUGGUAGAAUUUUGUUUUCUCUUUGUAAGUCACAUACUGUGUUUGGACUAUUGCUCUCGCUGACACUUAGGAAGUGACCUCUUGUCGAGGUCUGAAUUUAAAGGCUAAUGUUACUGUUAGGUGGUUUUACAUCUGCUGGGUUCCAUGUUGUGGCCUACUUUUAAAUACUUUUGCCUAAGAUGAAGAGGACAAAUAAAUAUUAAGGUUUCACAGACUUAUGUAAAAUCAUGGAGCUUAUGUUUGGAGGACUAUUCUUAUUGAAUAUUGUAAAAAUUAAAUCUCCCAAAGAACUAGGUGGAGCCCAAAUGGAAUCCCUUCUGUUAGAAGGUUUCUAGUUGUUGUUUUUGUUUGUUUGUUUGUUUUCAACCCUCUCUGGAUAUGAAUAUGAAUUUAUUCUAAACUGAGUGGGUGUAAGGAUUGUCAAAUAAUUUACUUUUUUUUUGCUUUUAGUCAUAGGUUGUGGUGCAUUUUUCUUCUAUAGAUAAGCUGAAUUUAUUAAUAGGGUUAGUAAAGACAUACGCCCUAUGUUUGAAUGGAUAAAAGUUAAAAUUUGUUGUUUUUAUAUGUCAGUUGGCUCCCACACACCCUUCAACUGUUCUUAGUGAAGCUGGGCAGCUUUCAGAAUGUAGUUAUGCAAAAUAAGGAGGAAAAAAAGCCCUAAAGCAACAAAUUACAUGAACUUUUUAAGUAUUUUAAGGUGUAUGUCUUUCAGCUCAAUCAGGUGACUUGUCUGUCCUUCACAUAAGCUGUAGUGCAUUUUAAUCAGAAUAUUAUACAAACUACAGUCUCCUGCACAAAACAGAUUUAGUUCUUGUUGGAUUUACGCAAGCAAUUAUUUAUCAGUUUUAUUUUAUUCCAGUCACCGAGGUGAUCCAGUUGCAUAUGUUGUACCUUUCAGCAAUGGCUUUACAUUGAUGUGCCCUUCUUGAAAUGUCACCAUGUCAGACACCAAAAAUAUUGUUGUUUAUUUUAUUCUUUGUGCUGUUUCACAAGUUCUAGGUUUAAAACCCAAUCCUACCAUACUAAUUAGUUGUCUCCCCUCCAUAAAUUCUGUGUCUAUUAUUAUUAUCUGAUUGUAAACUUUACGUCUUGCUGCUCAGUCUCCUCACUCCAGAUUUCAGCAUCCUUAAUGUGAUCUCACAGAUUUGAGGGGUUUUUUUGGGUCAUUAAUCAAAGAUAGUGCACUGCAUUGUGACAUGGCAUUAGUUGAAGUUUAUCUCAUGCUGGGGUUACUCGACACUCGGGGGUUUCAUACAAAUUUGUGCAGUACGCAAGUUGCUGAUAGAAACACAAGCAUCCAAAGUUGAAGUUCGAUCGCUUGCCAAUUCAAGAUUGUCUGAACAUUCCUGACGAGCAAAAAGUAGCAGCCCACACGUCUUACGGAGGUGAAAAAACGAGCAAUCUGGAAUGAGCCCAUCAUUUUGUGCCCUGCUAAGUGUAACCCUGUGCUGUCCUGACUACUUCCUGCUGCUGCUGUUUGACAACAGUGUCACCAUUCCGUUUCUUGGGGUUGAUGUGCUGCCUAAUGCAGUGCAGUGCAAAAUUUAAAAAAAGAGUGUAACAAUGUAAAAAAAAGUUUUUUUGGGGAAUAUUUU